AUGGCCUCCCGUCUCGGCCUUUUUCAGGACCUGCACGUGGCCUGCAAAGCAUUGGCAUGCCUCGGUGCAUCCAUGGCCGUUCCCUGCGUCGCGGGAUUGGCAGCUGAAACAGGAGACUAUUCGGGUGAGAAUCCCCCGCUUUGUGCGGUGGGCACAUCUGCUGCAGGACGUGGCCUUUAUGUUAAGAAGCCGAUUCUUCAGCGGGAGGUCAUUCUGAAGGAUGUGGCUGUGGUUGAUUCAGUCUGCCCACAGGAAAGGAUUCAGAAGGUGUUCUCUACCAGGCCCCCGGAGCUGUCUCGAGCGCAACGGGAGCCGAUAUGGGGAAUGGUUACGAACUUUGUCUAUCUCUUGCAAGACGUCCCAGGGCACGUAAACUUGAGUGAGGCCGCGAACCAAGAAGGCGCAGAGAUGCGAGCACGGCGUCGGCGAUUGGAGCUUUUCGACGCAUUCUACAGACCGCAGCUUCAGGAUGCAAAAAGUAAUUUGUACAAGCUGCACGCCCAAGAGAUGCAUGAAGCAAUGGACCCGACCUUCCAGCAGUCAGUGGCUUCGGAUGUGGUGGCUGACUUGCUUACUGUCGUCCGGCUUGAUGCACACAUAGUGCGCAAGGAAGGGGGGAUGAACGGCUUGGGCUUGUUUUUCUGGCUUCAUUUGGCAAACCACAGCUGCUGUCCGAAUGCUUUCUUCCACACGCACACGCAGGGAGGCAGUGCCCAGGCGACUCUUUAUGCCUUGCGGCCCUUAGCCUCCGGUGAGGAGGUUUGCAUUUCAUACGUGGAUGGACAGACUCUCUUAAGCCCUGUACAAGUCAGACGUCGCAUCAUCCAGAAUCAGUUCGGGUUCCUCUGCGUCUGCAGCCGGUGUCGUGAGGAGAGCCGAGAAGCCAACGAGACACCCUAG
Molecule: messenger RNA, 900 nt
Organism: Symbiodinium necroappetens
Lineage: Eukaryota; Dinophyceae; Suessiales; Symbiodiniaceae
Source: the annotation of a GenBank genome assembly